AUGAAUGAUGAGGCUGACAAAUACUUUGAGCUAAGAUUGUUAGAAUAAGUAAAACAAUUGUUAAAAUAAUUGGAAUCAUUGAAAAUCAAUUUUAUUUUCUUUAGUGUAACUCUACCUCAACCUGUUGAAGAUAUCUCUACGGAUUUAUUAAUCGACCCAAUGAGAAUCUCUUGAUCGGAGGAAGAAAUCAUAUUCUAAUUAGGAUCGAUUAACAACUAAAGUAUAGAUCUAAUAAAUAUGGAAAAAUUUUAAAAUAAGAAAUUUAAAAUGAAGGGUCAAUGAUUCCACAUAUUUUGUAUUUGUAUAAUCUAAAACAAGAGCUGAAGCCUUUGGUGUAUGAACUAGAAUAAUUGAAAGUAAUUAGAGUGAAUUGCAUUCAAGGAGAUAUGGAGAGCAAGACAACAUAAGAAAUUCUGGAAUAAUUUAUAAGGGCGCAUUUUUAGAUGCUUAUUUGUACUUUAAUGAUGACUAGAGGAAUAGAUUUUAAUGAUGUUUAAUUAGUUAUUAAUUAUGGUUUCCAAUAAUCCAUGAUUACUUAUUUCUAAUAUCAGAGAAUUUCAUUCUACUACCCAUAGAGCGGGCAGAACGGGAGUGCUGGUAAAUAAGGGAGGGCCAUUACUAUUUUCACAGAUGAGAAUAAAUCUAUUUUAAGAUCAUUGGCAAAUGAGUUUAAAGUUUAAGGAUGUUAAGUACCUCAAUGGUUAUUUUAAUUACCAAUUGCAAAGAUGCAAAUAAAAAAAAGAGAGAAUUAUAGAAGAUUAAUGAUGAAUUUUCAUUUUAAUUUACUUUCAAUAAUUAGGAUAGUUUUUAAAUUAUUAUUUAUUAAAAUGGUAAAGGAAUAAAAACCAAGUAAAAUAACAAAUAAACAUAGAAAUAUACAGGACUGAAAAUAAAUUUGAUACUUAUAUGACAAAAGAUGCUUUUUGUAAAUUUAUAUCAGAUGAAUUGAUUGGCAAAGAUGGAUUGAAAGAAAACUUUUAAUUUCAAAAUUACAAAGUAAUUUUUGGGUUGUUUAUGAUUGCUAAUGUAAUCUAUUCGCAUUAUCACUUCAUUCCUUAUCCUCAAGACUACUAUAUAUUGAUAGCAUGCAUCAUAUUGUAAAUUUGAUUAUACACGUGUAUUAGUUAUUACGUAUCUACAUACAUUUAUUAAUGGUUUGAGAAAGUUAAAGAAGGAGAUAUUUUUAUACUCUAUGAUGUAAUGAUAUUUAAUAAUUUCAGGACAAAAAAACCAAAAAGACUUUUGGAUUUGGAGCAUCUCAAGAAUUAUAUUAGAGAUUCAUUGUUUUAAGAAUUUAUAGUAUGCCAAACAAAGCCUUAGUAAAUAGAUAAUCAAUUAAUAAAUCUAGUUAGUUGAGCGUAAAAUUGACAGCGCCGAAUACCUUGAUAUGAAAGGCUACAUUGUCCAACAAAAGAUGAGAAGUCUUAUAAAUGAGUUAGUACAAGAGGCGAAUAAGAAAUGAUUCAUUUGUUUUUGUUAUAAGAAUAUGUGUAUAAAGAGGA
Messenger RNA from Paramecium octaurelia, 1502 nucleotides. Lineage: Eukaryota; Ciliophora; Oligohymenophorea; Peniculida; Parameciidae. The record is from the annotation of a GenBank genome assembly.